This is a messenger RNA of Oreochromis aureus, 1712 nucleotides long. RefSeq names its product proteoglycan 4-like. The record is from RefSeq and is a predicted model, not a curated record. Bases 246 to 1712 code for a protein of 488 amino acids. The transcript has 2 exons. NCBI's taxonomy places the organism in Eukaryota, Metazoa, Chordata, Actinopteri, Cichliformes, Cichlidae.
CAUUCCAUGAGACUCCACGAGAGGUGUGGAGAGCCAGACAGCACCCAGCACGGGGAGUGCUGAGACACGGGAGCGGAGAGCACAAACACUGGGAGAAGACACGACACGGGAGUCUGGGGAAAGCACGGGGAUUUAUUGUUGUUGUUUCCAUCACUGUAAAUAAACGCACUGUUCGCACACAGAGCACCGCGCCUGGGUCCUCCUUCCUCACACCCCCCACGGUCUGCCAGCCAGACCGUGACAGAAUGAUCCCGCCAGACAUGGACCCAGCGGUCUCUGAGGAGAGGCUCAGGAGGGAGGUUAUGGACAGAGUUUAUAGACUUUGUGAGCUAUGGUGGGAGAAGCCCGCGGAAGAGUUGCGUCGCGCCGUGGAGAGACGGCUGCAGGAGACGCUUUUUAAGUUUCCCUGGCUGAUGGACUCCCUCAAUGCAGUCGUCCUGGAUUUCCUGCUCUCAACCCUCCACCUCCACUCUCCUACUCAGGCUGCUCACCGGCUCGGACAGCUGGUGGAUUCUCAGCCUGAGACGCCGACCCCGACGUCUACAUGGACACGACGUUCGCGCCGCCGGCGUUCCUCACCGCAGCCAAAUUUCCGGACGUCUCAAGAGCCGGCUGUGGUGAGUAAUUCGGACACUUUUUCAUUUCCCUCACCAUCUGUUUUUGUGUCUGCAGUAGACGAUGACGCCGCUGACGCUGCCGUAAGCCAGCCGACGGCGCAGGUAACAUCACCUCGGUCAGGGGUCUCCACACCACUCGCUGCUUCACCAUCUGCAGCUGUAGCACCGCCGUCGUCUCAUCUGCCUGCAGCCACCAUUCUGCCAUCUUCUCCACCACCUGCUGCUACGUCGCCACCCGGACCUGCCCUGCCCGAGCAGGGGCUCGGAGAGCGGGAGGAGCCCGCACCGCCAGCGCCGCUGCUGGAGGACCUCGACGAGCCGGAGGGACCGGCAUUGCCAGCAGAGGGGCUCGGCGAGCCGGAGGAGCUCGCGCUGCCCGAGCAGGAGCUCAGCGAGCCGGAGGAGCUCGCGCCGCCAGCUGGGGAGCCAGCACCGCCACCUUAUACUCCACCUGCAGCUACCGCAUCACCAUCUUCGCCUCCGGAUCAACCGUCUGUAGCCACACCGCAGCCGGAGGAGCAGCUCGGCGAGCCGGAGGAGCAGCUCGGCGAGCCGGAGGAGCCUGCGCUGCCAGCCAAGGAGCCGGAGCAGGAGCUCGGCGAGCCGGAGGAGCUCGCGUUGCCAGCAGAGGAGCUCGGCGAGCCGGAGGAGCCUGUGCUGCCAGCCAAGGAGCCGGAGGAGCUCGCGUCACCAGCUGAGGAGCUCGGCGAGCCGGAGGGGCUCGCGUCGCCAGCAGAGGAGCUCGGCGAGCCGGAGGGGCUCGGCGAGCCGGAGGGGCUCGCGUCGCCAGCUGAGGAGCUCGGCGAGCGGGAGGGGCUCGCGUCGCCAGCAGAGGAGCUCGGCGAGCGGGAGGGGCUCGCGUUGCCAGCAGAGGAGCUCGACGAGCCGGAGGGACCGGUGUUGCAAGCAGGGGAGCUCGGCCAGCGGGAGGAGCCCGUGAUGCCAGCGGAAGACCUCAGGAAGCCGGAGGGACCUCCACGUCUAGCGCGCCCUCCACGCCAUCCACGUCUAGCGCGCCCUCCACGCCAUCCACGCCUCAGCGCGCCCACGCCAUCCACGUCCAGCGCGUCCACGUCGGCGACCAGCGCUUCAUAG